Cuscuta epithymum is the source of this 3783-nucleotide messenger RNA. The record is from the annotation of a GenBank genome assembly. Lineage: Eukaryota; Viridiplantae; Streptophyta; Magnoliopsida; Solanales; Convolvulaceae.
CUCUAAGAAUAACUGUUUAAUCGUUGUUUCUUAAGCUGGACAACAGAACAAGGUCUGUUUCUCGUUUACCAGUGCCCCACAAGGUGUUCGUGGUUCAAUGGUUCAAGAUCUCAGACCGAAAUGUAGCGUGGGCUGACCCAGGCUAUCUGCACCGCACAGAUCUGUUCACGUUCUGGCAUUGCAGAAGUGCAAACCUUCCUGCCCUCACCCUCAAACGCCCGCCCACGCGCCUGCAGAAUCAAUCAGGAAAAAGUACUUUGGCGGACGAUGUGGAACUUUGCAUCCAACUGUACAGCUGGGAAUACAAGGUCGAGGGAAGAUCUUCGGAAGCCCAAUGAGGAUGCAGAUUGCUCUGAAGAUGAUGAAGGUUCAUCGAUCACAAGUAGAGAUGAGGGACUGGAGUGCCCAAUAUGCUGUGAAUCCUUCAACAUCGUUGAAAAUAUCCCCUAUGUUUUAUGGUGUGGCCAUACACUCUGUAAAAACUGCAUCCUCGGAUUACAAUGGGCUGUUGUGAAGUGUCCUUCUUUACCCAUCCAACUCCCACUCUUCAUAGCAUGUCCGUGGUGCAAUCUGUUAUCCUUGCGUUUAGUUUAUAGGGGAAACCUGAAGUUCCCUCGAAAGAACUUUUUUCUUCUGUGGAUGCUUGAGAGCAUGAACGGUGAUAGGAGAGUGUCCCGUUCUACCUCCUGUGAUGAUAAUCAGCCAGCCUGGCCAUCUAGUAGGAGGAUAUCAUCAGGGAAUUCUGCUAUGGAGCCUAUUUCCCGGAAUGCCCCACACACUCACAUCUCAGAAUCGACAGGAUCAAGCCAUGAUCAAAGUCAUUGUUAGGCACCUGGCAGUAAUCUGAGCAAUACAGUAAACUAUCUACCACAGAUCUGAUAAAUGGUAGGGAAAUAGUGUUUAUUGAUGAAGAAGAUAAACCGUAGGCUACAGGGACUUCUUAGGCAACCGGGACUUAGGCAACAAGGCAACGGAUAAUCAAAAUAACAGUCUACCUAUUAUUAGCUACCCAACUUACUAUUUAUAGUAGUAGGUCCACGCAGGGACUAACAUAUAAUGACCCCAGCCCACUUAAUUGACCUCGGCCCAUUUUAUUUCUUCUUUCAAAUACCCUAUUAAAAUACUCAAUAAGCAGAUUCCUAACAUUACUCCCCCCCUAAUUAACCACCUUGCCCUCAAGGUGGGUAAUAAGACACAGCCUUGAUCUUGAACUUCCUCUUUAUCCUGGAACCUCUUCCUUCCCAGUACCUCCUUGGUUUCUGAUCUAGGAGCUUCAUUUCUUUUACUUUCAUCAUCUCUUCUUCUUUCAUAUGGAUUAGUUGCUGAUGAACUAGCAGUGCAGCUUGGAUCAGGUCAAGUGGUGUUGGUGGCAGGUGUCUGCAGGUUGGAACAUCACUUUGGAGUAUUAUUUCUUUAUGCUGCUCUAAAAAUUCGAGAGCUUCCAUGCUGCCAAAGGGAUCUGCCCCGAAAGUAGCCUGUGGUAUCUCAAAAACCCUAUGCAUAGUGUGGUUGAUGAGUGACAAAAUUAAGUCCUUGAUAUGUGGCCAGUUGACCCCAGAGUCUGUAUCAGUUAAGAACUGUGAAAGUGCUUGACACACAUUUGCCAUCACAGGAGGGGGCACAUCCAUGCUGAUUACCUUAACUGAUGCAUACACAAACUGCUUAUCAACCCUUGUGGCAAUGUCUUCUACACAAAUUUUCUUCCAAAUAUGUCCUACAGUAGCCCCAAAAAUUUUGCUAAAGCCAUCUAUACACACAGUCCCUGUAGAGCUUUCUAAAGUAUUUGGACCAACAAGUUUAUGAAUGGCAGAUUCAUAAUCCAUAGCAAUCGAGGAGUGAGUUACCACAGAAACUUUCUCUUCUUCAUCAGUGUGCAAUUCCAAUCGAGGCAUACUGGCAGUCAAGUCCUUAGAACUUUCACCAUUAGGAACUCCAAGAACAACUUGCCCUGCUUUCAACAACACAAUUUCAGGUGAGAAUGCACUGAUUCCUGUCCCCACUAGAAAAAGUUGUGACUGAUCCAUUAUAGGAUUGAGCCUGGUUGUAGAUACAAACACAUCAGGCCCAUAAUUCAUCACAGCACUGUCGGAUUUCCAUUCAAGUGCUCGAAUCCUCCUUCCUAUUUUAUCUGUGCUAUUUACCUGAUCCUCCAGUUGCAAUGGCAAUUGCUCUUUCACUUUUACCGGACUAGUUCCAUUUUUAUCCUUCGUAGGCUGUGAUGAUUUGACAGAUAUCCUGCAGUUUGAGUCAUCAUCAUCCAGACCUGGUUCCGUUGGCCUCAACUUCAUUUUGGGCGAUGAAGCUUGAGCAGAGUGAGAAGAGGUGUGCGGUGAUACCUGCAAGCACUGGAGAUCGGAUUGCGACAAAAUCUGAGAACUCUGAGAAACAACUUGCGUCAGAGUUUGCGAUGCCGAGGAAGGCAAAGGGUGAGAAUCGACUGGCGAAGUGGAAGACGAUGCUAGCGAUUGAUAUGAUAUCUGCGAGCGAGUAGAAGGAAUGGACGACUGCGGACUGGGAGAAACAGGUGGCGAUGAUGGAAUCGAAGUAGUGGCCCGCGUCGGACUAUGCGAUGAUCGAGAGUGACGAUGAAGUUGUGAUCGUGAUUUCCCCCUGGACGGAUUCUGUUCCUUUAUCGCUGCUAUCGCAGUGGCGAUGCUGAUAUGGAUCUGGUCCUUCAUCGCUGUCGCGAGGGUGGCCAUAGCCGUCUUCAUCUCCAGUUUGAGCUUAUCCAAGCGAGCCUCCAUUUCUGGUGUCCAGGCUUCUUCCAUAGCUCCAGGGUAGUCGAUGGAUGAUAAGUGACACUUCAAUCGGAUCCCCAGGAGCAGUGAUGCUCUGAUACCAAUGUUAGGCACCUGGCAGUAAUCUGAGCAAUACAGUAAACUAUCUACCACAGAUCUGAUAAAUGGUAGGGAAAUAGUGUUUAUUGAUGAAGAAGAUAAACCGUAGGCUACAGGGACUUCUUAGGCAACCGGGACUUAGGCAACAAGGCAACGGAUAAUCAAAAUAACAGUCUACCUAUUAUUAGCUACCCAACUUACUAUUUAUAGUAGUAGGUCCACGCAGGGACUAACAUAUAAUGACCCCAGCCCACUUAAUUGACCUCGGCCCAUUUUAUUUCUUCUUUCAAAUACCCUAUUAAAAUACUCAAUAAGCAGAUUCCUAACAGUCAUUUUGAUGGUUUCCUUGCUCUUGAGAGACUACAAUCAUCGAUUAGGAAAUCACUUAUCUUCUUUGUUCAUCUGACAGCCAAGUUCCCCCUGGUGAUUAUAUUCCUUCUGAUCCUCUUGUAUGCUAUACCCGCCAGUGCAGCAAUAUUGGCUUUGUAUAUGCUUAUCACCGUUUUGUUUGCUCUUCCAUCCGUUCUAAUCUUGUACUUUGCAUAUCCGAGCUUGGAUUGGCUGGUCAGAGAAAUCAUUACCUGAUGAGAUGCUUGAUGCCUUCUACUUUGUCAAAGAACAGCAUUUCAGUAGUGUAUGCAGGACUGUUUGUGGCCAUUUGUGCCCGGUAAAGCUUAUUGGCUGUGUGCUUAUGUUCAAACUUAUACUUUAUCGUGUCUUUAUUACUCUGUAGUGCUUGUGAGAGUAUGGUGCUGGUGAAGUUCAUGCCAGUGACUGAUGUACAUGAUUAAUUCAUGUUUAAUCAGGUAGAUGUGGUCCUUAUUCUUCUUGAUUUACCCCUUAUUUGUCCAACCCUUCUUUCUAUAUACUCCCUCCCCACUUGAACAAAACAAGGGUGUAGGUUCUGCAACAAUUUUGGUUGUUUUUUUGGUCUUACAUGGGUAAC